AGUCCCCCUACAAAAAAUUGAAUUUGUUCCAAAUGAACUCAUCUCUCAACCCAAAUCCACCGUAAUCAUGUGGAAACUUGCGGUAUUUCUGUUUCUAUCAUUGGUUAGAUCUGGAAAUUCGAGUGGAAAUUGUGAUGCAAAGAACUAUCAAAGUAUUGAUAAUGCUCCAGAAGAUGCACUUAUUUAUGGAAUUACACAGGACUGUCAAAUGUUCUUUAUCCGUCCAUCUCAACUUCAUCUUCUUUCCACUAUUCGUGUAGAUCGUCGGCAUUCAUUUUGUUAUGCUAACCUUGUACAAUUGCACGUUAAAUCCCAUGACACAUUAUUGCUGACAUUCAAACAGGCAAGCAAUCGAAUAUGUACACUAGAAGUACAUAUUCCUGCAUUAAACAUGCUAUUUGGAGAUCAUUUAUUCAGAUACUCCCUCUUAAACUCUCUUCCCUAUGCUUCAUGUUCACAUUCCAAAGAUCAAUUAUUUCAACUUGAACCAGAUCUUUCAUUUAUGGAUCCAGUUUAUAAUGAUGUUAUCUAUUUUAUUGAUGCUCUCUCAACAGGAAAACAAUGGAAAAUUCUUCAAUUUUUACUUAAAGAUACUGGAAACAUGAAUAUGAUGAACAAUUUGACAGUUUCACUACAGACAAAAGAUUCAUCAGCUAAUGAAUAUGUUGUUUCACUGGAUAAUCAACGGGAUAAGUUGUACAGAAGAAAUCGAUUUGAUAAUUUGAUGCACCAACAAUGUGCAUUCGAGAUGUUAUUCAGGCCAAAGGACUCUGAAGUGAACAGUUUCGAGACCCCAUCCAGAGGCUUUGGGGCUGUAUUAAAUGGACAAUCUGUUGAUGGAGAUCUCAUGGUUUAUGUGGAAACUGAUCGAUCGAUGGAUCCUCCAACAACUCGUCUCAACAUGCUUUCUGCUAGUCAUCCAGAACACGUGACUUGUAUCUCUGCAACCUCAUUCUCGUUUGAUGUUGGAAUCAUUCGAGAAUCAACUGUCGAAAAAUUGAAAGUGGAUCCAAGACCUCCAUUUGGCACCAAAGUGUCCUCUCGUCCCAGCUCAAAAGCUUCAAAACUCAAUGAGCAAUUCAAUCAGAAGCACAAAGCGUCUACACCAUCUCCAACUAAAAAACCAUCCGAAUCUUCCGUAACUCCAUCUUCUGCAACAUCAUUCAAACCAAAAGAAGCAUAUUCUCCAUCGAAAUCCUUUUUCAGUUAUGAAAUGGGCGGAGUCGGAACAACAUCAGCUUCAGAAAUAAAUGAAAAAAUAUUAAUUUCAAAUGAAAUUCCAGUUGAUGAAAUAUCAAAAGAAGAAGAAGAAAAAGCAGAAAAAGAAUUAAAUGAAAUAAUAAAAGAAUUAAAAUCAGAUGAAGAAGCUGUCGAUGGAGAGAAAGAUGUUGGAGAAUUAAAAACACGAGAAGUCAAUAUGACAUCUGAAAAUGGAGAAGAGAAUUCUGAAAAUUCACAUUCAAAUGAUACAUCAACAGAUGCAAAAGCGGUCAAAUCUAGUAAAACAACGAUGAAUUCAAACUUUAUUUUAAUUUCUAUAUCUUCCAUUUUAUUUUGCAAAUAUUUCACUUAAAUUGUAGACUCUUUUAAUAAACCUGGUGCUUUCUGUCGAUAUAUUGAGCAAAAAAUUUAAUAAAGGAAAUGAUUUU
Caenorhabditis elegans is the source of this 1649-nucleotide messenger RNA. RefSeq lists its product as uncharacterized. The record is from RefSeq and is marked reviewed. The transcript is spliced from 8 exons. NCBI's taxonomy places the organism in Eukaryota, Metazoa, Nematoda, Chromadorea, Rhabditida, Rhabditidae. The coding region runs from base 68 to 1573 and encodes 501 amino acids.